AUGGAGCUAGCGAAUGAGACCACAGUGCAGGAAUUCAUUUUGCUGGGCUUUGGAGUCACACAGCAGAAGCGAUUCAUCAUCCUCGUAUUUUUCACCAUUCUCUACAUCCUCACUUUGCUGGAGAACAUCACCAUUAUCACACUGGUGGUACUUGAUGCCCACUUGGCCCGGCUGCCCAUGUACAUCCUGCUGAGCAACUUCUCUUGGCUCGAGAUGUGUUAUGUGUCAACCACUGUGCCCCGCAUGCUCUUUGACUUGCCAUCUCCCCAUGCAGUCGUUUCCUUCCAUGCCUGCUUCCUUCAAUUCUACAUCUUCUUCUCUCUCGGCAGCACCGAAUGCUUCUUCCUCUCAGCCAUGGCCUUGGAUCGGUACUUGGCCAUCUGCCACCCAUUGCGUUACCCACAACUGAUGUCACCAAAUUACUGCUACAUCCUGGUGGCGGCCUGCUGGGUCAUUGGCUUCCUGUGGUACCUCACCCCAGCUGUUUUAAUUUCCAGGCUGUCCUUUUGUGACCACAACAAGAUAGAUCACUUUUUGUGUGAUCCAGGGCCGAUUCUGUCAUUGGCAUGCCCUCCACUAGGAAUUGCCCCCAUCAUAAGCCAGAUUUGCCUGAACGCUCUGAUUAUAGGCAAUGGCUACUUUGUCGUGCUCUCUUAUGGCAUUGUGGUUCUCACCCUGAUGAAAACCUCUAACCGAGGCAACCGUAGGAAGGCCUUCUCCACCAUAUCUUUCCAUGGGAUUGUGGUGACACUUUUAUAUGGCUCUGUGGCAGGGAUGUAUUUAACUCCAGGUGGAGAAAAUCAGUCAGAUAUCACUAAGGCAGUAACACUUUUCUAUACUGCCAUUACACCUUUUCUCAACCCUCUCAUUUAUUGUCUGAGGAAUGAUCAAGUGAAGGAGGCACUGGGCAGGAUGUGGAAGAGAAAGGAGAAAUGGCUGAGGAGAAAGGUGGAAAUGUGA
Messenger RNA from Hemicordylus capensis (graceful crag lizard), 960 nucleotides. RefSeq names its product olfactory receptor 11G2-like. NCBI's taxonomy places the organism in Eukaryota, Metazoa, Chordata, Lepidosauria, Squamata, Cordylidae. The coding region runs from base 1 to 960 and encodes 319 amino acids. The record is from RefSeq and is a predicted model, not a curated record. Gene Ontology annotation, cellular component: membrane. Gene Ontology annotation, biological process: G protein-coupled receptor signaling pathway. The transcript has a single exon. Gene Ontology annotation, molecular function: olfactory receptor activity; G protein-coupled receptor activity.